AUGACAGAGAGGCUGAGGAGAGAUAAGGGUAAGGCUAAGGUUGGGGAUGAGACUGGAAAUUUUGCUAAUUUAGUGAGAAAAAUAAAAGAAAGAGUGAGGAGCUUAGUGGAUAACAGUGAUGUGUUUAGUGAUGAGGAUGGUGAUACAGAGUCUUCUGAUUCUGAGUUGAGUGAUUUUGAGUUAGAAGUUGAUGAGGGAGAGGAGGACUUAUACUCUGAUGAUGAUGAACAAUGGUUGAAGAAAAAUUUAGACCAUAUUAACAGUGAGGUGAAAGGCAGUUUGAGGGGAGUUACUGAAGGAGGGGAUCAAAGUGAUGAUGAGGACACAGGGUUUGACAUAGAAAGAAAUCUACAGAAAAUUGAAGUGAGGGUUGAAGAGGAGGCAGCUUGUGAUUCUGAUGAGCUAAAGAGUGUGGAAGGUGAUUUAGAUGAUGAUCAGGGUAUUGUUACUUGGUUUAACCCUGAGACAGACUUUGAAAGGGCUAUCAAAUUUGUAGUUGGUCAAAGGUUCAGUGAUGUGCAAACAAUGAGAAAAGCUUUGAGACAACAUGCAAUUGAAAAUAGGUAUGAGUAUUACCUUCUUCACAAUGAUUCAAAGAGGCUAACAGCAUAUUGCAAAAGGAAAUGCAAGUGUGUGUAUAACAAGAACAGUUGUAGGAUAGUGAAGUGUACAUGUAGUAAGGGUGUUAGGUGUAGGUUCAAGUUUUAUGCAACAAGGCUUGUGAAAUCAGAGGCUUGGCAAAUUAAGACACUAAGGCUGAAGCAUAGGUGUGUUAGGAGUAAAAUGAACAACAAGGUGACAGCAGAGUUCCUUGCUGACAGGUACUUGGAGGAGUUCAGGGGCAACCCCAGAUGGAAGAUUAAACAGAUUCAGGACAGGGCCUUGAAUGACUUGGGGAUCAAAAUUACAUACUCCAAGGCUUGGUUGGCUAGAAGCAGGGCAAAGCUUAUAAUAUAUGGCUCUUCAUCAGAGCAAUACUCAAAGGUUUGGGACUAUGGGAAGGCACUGCUGAAAUGGAACCCAGGGAGUGAGUGUAAUGUGACCAGUAAUUGGGGUGGAUGGGUGCCAUCUAAAAGGGGCAUACCCUGGCAGAUCUUGGUUGCAGUUGGAAAAGAUGGCAAUAAUGCCAUCUUCCCAAUUGCUUGGGCAACUGCAGAGAUUGAGAACAAGGACAACUGGUGCUGGUUUCUAGAGAGCUUGCUCAAGGCACUUUGUGUGUAUGACCAAGGAGAUGGCUUGACUUUUAUGUCUGACAGACAGAAAGGUCUCAUAGAAGCAUUUGCAGGUGUGGCCCCCAAAGCUGAGCUCAGAUUUUGUGUGAGGCGUAUUUGGUCAAAUUUCAAACUGAAAUUUCAUGGUGCAACUUUCAAGGAAUUGUUCUGGGCUGCUGCUAGGGCAAGCACUCUGUUUGAGUUUGAAGUUGCUAUGGAAAGUAUCAAUUUUUUGGAUGAAGAAGAAUACCAGUGGCUGUCAAACAUUGACCCCCAGCACUGGUCAAGGCAUGCUUUCUCUAUAAACUGCAAGUCUAACAUGUUGUUAAACAACAUGUGUGAGACAUUUAAUGCAGUGAUUAGAGAUGCCAGAGACAAGCCUAUUCUAACUCAAAUGGAAUGGCUUAGAAGAUAUAUGAUGAAGAGGAGUAAUGACAAAUAG
Messenger RNA from Chenopodium quinoa (quinoa), 1653 nucleotides. RefSeq lists its product as uncharacterized. NCBI's taxonomy places the organism in Eukaryota, Viridiplantae, Streptophyta, Magnoliopsida, Caryophyllales, Amaranthaceae. Bases 1 to 1653 code for a protein of 550 amino acids. The transcript is spliced from 5 exons. The record is from RefSeq and is a predicted model, not a curated record.